UUGUGAAUCCCCACCACCAACUCCAACCCCACUUCCAUAUGUCCCCUAGAUCCAUCAUCACUACACUUUAUUGUUGUAUAAAAAAAAAAUAAAAAAAUUAUCUCUUAGUUAACGCCAUUUUUUUCCAACACGAAGAAGAAGAAGAAAAGAAGAAAUGGAAGGGGAGAUUCACAAUUUCAUAGUGGUAUGGGCUAUUAUCUUAAUAAGUUUAUAUUAUUCUCACACCAUAGCCAAAUUUAUUUCCAUAGGCAAAUCAAGAUUUGUGGCUAUUAUUCCAAUAGUUUGUCUAUUUUUCAUUCUUCCUCUUUAUCUUACCUCCAUUAAUCUUGGUGGCAUUACAUCUUUCUUCAUUGCAUGGCUAGCCACUUUCAAAAUUCUUCUUUUUGCUUUUGGUAAAGGCCCUUUAUCAUCAACCCCACCUCUACCACUUUCAACAUUCAUUCCUUUGGCUUGUUUGCCUAUAAAAUUUCAAAAAUAUUAUUCAACUAAUGAUAAUGUUGAAACCACAAAAAAGACCACAAAUUCAAAUUUCAAUCUUGUUACCAAAUUUGCACUUCUAGCCAUUUUGAUAAGGGUGUAUAAUUAUAAAAACAAUUUACAUCCAAAAUUCUUGCUCUUUUGUUAUGGUCUCCACAUUUAUUUCUUCCUAGAAAUCGUAUUAACCAUGGUUAGCAAUUUAGUUCGAGCUGUGAGCCGAGUCGAGCUUGAGCCACCUUUUUAUCAGCCGUACAAGACCAGCUCGCUUCAAGAUUUCUGGGGCAGGAGGUGGAACCUCAUGGUAAACAAUAUACUCCGUCCAACUGUCUACGACCCCAUUCGUUCUGUAAUGGCGAGACACAUCCCGAGGAAGUGGGCCCCACUUCCUGCGGUGCUCGCCACGUUUUUCGUCUCGGGAUUAAUGCAUGAACUGAUUUUUUACCAAAUUACUAGAGAGAACCCUAGUUGGGAAGUCACAUUGUUUUUUAUCGCAUGGAGUGGCUUUGAGUCUUGAAAUUAUGAUUAAAAAAUUGUUAAAUAACAAAUUUUUGGUCCCUAGGUUUAUUUCUGGCCCAUUAUCAUUAGGAUUUAUAAUUUUAACUAGUUUUUGGUUGUUUUUUCCACCAUUAUUGAGGGGUCAACC
Messenger RNA from Capsicum annuum, 1120 nucleotides. RefSeq names its product acyl-CoA--sterol O-acyltransferase 1-like. The coding region runs from base 155 to 991 and encodes 278 amino acids. The record is from RefSeq and is a predicted model, not a curated record. Gene Ontology annotation, biological process: lipid metabolic process. The transcript has a single exon. Lineage: Eukaryota; Viridiplantae; Streptophyta; Magnoliopsida; Solanales; Solanaceae.